AUGGAGAAUCGCUUGAGAUUCUAUAAUGAUAUUUUAAAAGAAGUAUACGAUGAUGAGGGAGUCCUGACUAAUACAUCAUCAGAUCAGUUAGAAGUUGAAAGUGUGAUUUUAAGAAUAUACAGAAAGUUUGAAGAAAAAGCUUCUAUAGAUCCUGAACUUCCUCAACUCAAUAAAAAUGCUCAUGUUAUAUAUUUAAAAGAUUCUUUGAAAAAUUUACCUCGGAGCUAUGCCUGCUUGGAGGCCAGUAGGUCAUGGCUGGUUUAUUGGAUUUUACAUGGUCUUUGGACUUUAAAAGCCAUGCCUGAUUCUGAAACUUUAUCACAUGUAGUGAAGUUUUUAUCACAUUGUCAAAAUAAAGAUGGUGGCUAUGGUGGUGGGCCUGGACAAUUAUCCCACCUUGGUACCACUUACGCAGCAGUAAAUGCACUAAGCAUAAUUGGCACUGAAGAGGCUUAUAAUUCUGUUGACAGAAGUUCUUUACAGAAAUUUCUAUGGACUGUCCGAGAUGUUGAUGGUUCAUUUGCUCUUCACAUUGGAGGUGAACAUGAUAUAAGAGGAGCAUACUGUGCAAUUAGUGUGGCAAAAAUAACUAAUACAUAUACUGAUGCAUUAUUUGAUAAAACAGCAGAAUGGAUUGUUAGUUGUCAGACCUAUGAAGGUGGAUUUGCUAGUUGCCCUGGAAUGGAAGCUCAUGGUGGUUAUGCUUAUUGUGGUAUUGCAGCUUUAGCUUUACUUAAUAAAACACAACUUUGUGAUGUUGAAGCAUUGCUGAGGUGGGCUGUAAAUCGUCAGACAAGUCUUGAGGGAGGGUUCCAGGGGAGAACAAAUAAACUUGUUGAUGGCUGCUAUUCUUUUUGGCAAGGCGCUAUAUUCCCCAUCAUAAGUGCUAUAUUGUCCCAAGAUAACAAAGAAAUGAUAGAGACAGUUUUGUUUAGUCAAAGUGCCUUACAAGAAUAUAUAAUUGUAUGCUGUCAGGCUUAUGAUGGAGGGCUUAUUGAUAAACCAGGAAAGCCUCGAGAUUUAUAUCACACUUGUUAUACAUUAAGUGGAUUAUCUGUCGCUCAGCAUGGUACAGGUGCAACUGACCCAUAUGUUGUUGGCUCUCCAAGGAAUGAACUUAACAGGAUACACCCUUUACAUAAUAUUGCACCCCAUCUAGCAUAUAAUGCUUUACAUUAUUUCAUAAGACAUCCACCCCCAGUAAAAGACAGUAAC
This is a messenger RNA of Brenthis ino (lesser marbled fritillary), 1215 nucleotides long. The record is from the annotation of a GenBank genome assembly. NCBI's taxonomy places the organism in Eukaryota, Metazoa, Arthropoda, Insecta, Lepidoptera, Nymphalidae.